Molecule: messenger RNA, 1985 nt
Organism: Eubalaena glacialis (North Atlantic right whale)
Lineage: Eukaryota; Metazoa; Chordata; Mammalia; Artiodactyla; Balaenidae
Gene: KCNG1
Product: potassium voltage-gated channel modifier subfamily G member 1
Exons: 3
Coding region: 126-1670 (514 amino acids)
Biological process (GO): potassium ion transmembrane transport; regulation of delayed rectifier potassium channel activity; protein homooligomerization
Cellular component (GO): membrane; voltage-gated potassium channel complex
Molecular function (GO): delayed rectifier potassium channel activity; protein binding
Source: RefSeq, a predicted model, not a curated record
CGGGUGGCUUCCAGCCCCUGGUCGUGUCCUCGCCGGGACCCGCCGGCGAGCCGCGGCCCGGCCAACUCCGCGGUGGGGACGCUGUGCCGCGAACUUGAGGCCCGAGAGGGAUGUGAAGGCCCAAAAUGACCCUCUUACCGGGAGACAAUUCUGAUUACGACUACAGCGCGCUGAGCUGCGCCUCCGACGCCUCCUUCCACCCGGCCUUCUUCCCCCAAAGCCAAUCACUCAAGGGCGUCUUCUACCGCCGAGCCCAGCGGCUGCGGCCGCAAGACGAGCCCCGCCAGGGCGGCCAGCCAGAGGACCGCAGGCGCCAGAUCAUCAUCAACGUGGGCGGCAUCAAGUACUCGCUGCCCUGGACCACGCUGGAGGAGUUCCCGCUAACGCGGCUGGGCCAGCUCAAGGCCUGCACCAACUUCGACGACAUCCUCAACGUGUGCGAUGACUACGACGUCACCUGCAAUGAGUUCUUCUUCGACCGCAACCCGGGGGCCUUCGGCACCAUCCUGACCUUCCUGCGGGCCGGCAAGCUGCGGCUGCUGCGGGAGAUGUGCGCCCUGUCCUUCCAGGAGGAGCUGCUCUACUGGGGCAUUGCCGAGGACCACCUGGACGGCUGCUGCAAGCGCCGCUACCUGCAGAAGAUCGAGGAGUUCGCCGAGAUGGUGGAGCGGGAGGAUGAGGACGACCCGCUGGACAGCGAGGACCACGACAGCGAGGGCCCCACGGAGGGCGAGGGCCGCCUGGGCCGCUGCAUGCGGAGACUGCGCGACAUGGUAGAGAGGCCACACUCAGGGCUGCCCGGCAAGGUGUUCGCCUGCCUGUCGGUGCUCUUUGUCACCGUCACCGCCGUCAACCUCUCCAUCAGCACCUUACCCAGCCUGAGGGAGGAGGAGGAGAAGGGCCAGUGCUCCCAGAUGUGCCACAACAUCUUCAUCGUGGAGUCUGUGUGUGUGGGCUGGUUCUCCCUCGAGUUCCUCCUGCGUCUCAUCCAGGCGCCCAGCAAGUUUGCCUUCCUGCGGAGCCCGCUGACGCUGAUUGACAUGGUGGCCAUCCUGCCCUACUACAUCACCCUGCUGGUGGACGGCGCCGCCGCGGACCGCCGCAAGCCCGGCACAGGCAACAGCUACCUGGACAAGGUGGGGCUGGUGCUGCGGGUCCUGCGGGCGCUGCGUAUCCUGUACGUCAUGCGCCUGGCCCGCCACUCGCUGGGGCUGCAGACGCUGGGGCUCACGGCCCGCCGCUGCACCCGCGAGUUCGGGCUCCUGCUGCUUUUCCUCUGCGUGGCCAUCGCCCUCUUUGCCCCCCUCCUCUACGUCAUCGAGAACGAGAUGGCCGAUAGCCCCGAGUUCACCAGCAUCCCUGCCUGCUACUGGUGGGCCGUCAUCACCAUGACAACUGUGGGCUAUGGCGACAUGGUACCCAGGAGCACGCCUGGCCAGGUGGUGGCGCUCAGCAGCAUCCUCAGCGGCAUCCUCCUCAUGGCCUUCCCCGUGACCUCCAUCUUCCACACCUUCUCCCGCUCCUACCUGGAGCUCAAGCAGGAGCAAGAGAGGGUGAUGUUCCGGAGGACCCAGUUCCUCAUCAAAACCAAGUCGCAGCUGAGCAGCAUGUCCCACGACAGUGACAUCUUGUUUGGAAGUGCCUCCUCAGACACCAGAGACAACAACUGAGCCCAGAGGACACACGCCGCCACCGCCACCGCCAGGACGCCCCCAGCCCUACCCGCCCUCUGAGGCUUGAAGCUAUCGCCAUCACUACAGAAGCCUUCAAAGGCACGUGCUGCUUCUGAGCGCAGCCCUGGCCUAGGAGUGACCGAGCCACGCCCCAGGGAGGAUGUCCAGCAUCCAUCUGCAGGGGGUCCCUGGUCCUCAGAGUCCAGAAGUGAAGCCCAGCACACAGCCCUGUCGGUUCCCCCGCCCGCCCCAGCCCCCACGCCUGUUUCCCUAAUAAGGAAAUGGCUUGUUCUUUCCACCAUGUAAAUAACA